GUGUUUCGAUUGAUUUUUUUGGUAUUUUUUUAUUUCCUCAACAUCCAUCAAUAAGCGUGGCUAGCCAGGGUAUAAAAAGGAAAAUGAGUAGCUCCGAGGAGGUAUCAUGGAUUUCCUGGUUCUGCGGACUUCGCGGUAACGAAUUCUUCUGUGAGGUGGAUGAGGAUUACAUACAGGAUAAAUUCAACUUGACAGGAUUGAACGAGCAAGUACCGAACUACCGUCAGGCGUUGGACAUGAUCUUGGAUCUUGAACCCGAGGAUGAAAUCGACGAUAAUCCUAACCAGUCGGAUCUGAUCGAACAGGCGGCCGAGAUGCUGUACGGGCUGAUACACGCGAGAUACAUUCUCACAAAUCGGGGAAUAGCUCAAAUGAUAGAAAAAUACCAGAGCGGUGAUUUCGGCCACUGCCCGCGGGUCUACUGCGAAAGCCAACCGAUGCUUCCACUAGGUCUUUCCGACGUACCCGGGGAGGCAAUGGUGAAGUCCUACUGUCCGAAAUGUAUCGACGUGUAUACACCAAAGUCCUCAAGACAUCAUCACACCGAUGGUGCAUACUUCGGAACCGGGUUCCCGCACAUGCUAUUUAUGGUACAUCCGGAGUACCGUCCCAAACGUCCCGCAAAUCAAUUCGUACCACGUUUGUACGGUUUUAAGAUCCACUCCUUAGCGUAUCAAAUCCAACUGCAGGCAGCAGCAAACUUCAAGGCGCCGCUACGAGGGAGCUCGGCGAAGGGCAUCGAUAACUGAACCGCAGGCCGCCGGGACUUUAUCGAGAAGAUAGUUUGAGGUUCGUUAGUGGCGCAUCAACCAAUCCACACACGGCGACGGACACGGCAGAGGGCCGGUUGGCACGCUACGAUCGAACGCUUAAGUGAUCCCCAGAGGACAUGAAACGAGAAUAAUAAUUGAAGGCAUCAGACCUACACCUUAGGAAAAUGUGGACCCCGCGAGUCGGAAGCGGAGCUGCAAAACAAAAAGUCCAACCCAACAAUAACCUACUACGUCGGUAUUCAUCUUACAUUUUCUGCAUCCCCAUCGACGGCGCGUCACAUCAUUUCUAUCCAUCGCUGUUGCUGUUGGGAGAUAGCGACUGUGAGAUAAAAAGAGAGAGCAAGAGAUAGAUACAGCAUAACGAUGCAUUGGAAAGUGUGAAACAAACCAGGUACCAGGUCGACAUUCACAGGCAGAAAGCAGAGCACAGCGAGAUAGAGAGAGAGAGAGAGAGAAAGAGUCCUUUCGGUAGCAACAUAAAAUUUCAUAACUAUUCAGCAUAAGAGCAUUUUGGCGCGACGCACGAGUGAUAAACACAUGCAUGAAGAAUUCAUUCAUCAUGAAGCGCAUCCUGGUGUGGCGUCAGGCGUCAACCAAGUGGUACGGCGCACGGGGAGCGAUCGUGAAAGGAGAGCCAACACCACCCGUGCGAUCAACGCGUAGAUCAAUUGUAAAUUCUCGUUUCUUUUCAAUCUGGUCAAACAUCGGCAGAUAAAAGAUCAUAGUCAGAUAUCAUAUCAAGCGUCUAUUAUGUUUAUCAGAGAGUAGGGUCUAUUUGUUUCAGCAAUAGCAUUAAUAGUGCGUGUGCAUGCCGCGUGGUGUUGUGCUGCUAUAUCUGUUAACAAUUUUCAAUUGAUUUUUUUUUUUUCAUAUAAGUAACCCGUUUCUUUUGCCCCCGCAAUCGCCCGUGGCGUGUGGUGAGUGUUCGAACGAACUAUGGGUUUUGUUACUUGCAGUCAUGCGGCGCUGUUACUAUUUGAAGCAAUCGGACCAUGAAACCCGAUCGACGGAAAGCCAUCGCGUGAAACCGACGUACAAUGCACAGUGUUAAAAUGCAGCGCCACACAUUUGAAUUUAUCAUUGUUGCUGUACCGAUCAAUAUGGUGUCUCAUGGUUGAUUUGUGUAGCCCGCUCUUUAUUUGGGAAGCUUACAACACGGGUUCGCGUUGUCUGCGCACGCGAUCGUGAGUGACUCUGAAAUUCUCCGAAUUCCUCUGAGCCCCUCGAGAGGGGCUAGCAACUAAACCACUUCCGUUCGUGGUAAUGACCAUGGGGUUACAAUGCGCGUACGAGAGCUGCUGUGAGAGGCGGCUUCCUGUGUGUAGUAGCUUGAUGAUCUGUAGAAUAAACGAAUAUUAAUACACUUCAAUUUCAAUUCCCUUCUUGAUAAAUCGGUGGUCCCGGUUGGUCGGUCGGACAGUUAGGGAUCGAAAGGUGUAGGAAAGUUUCCUGCGUCUGCACUUGCGCAACAGUGGCGCUGUGAAGUGUAUCGAAUAGAGAGAGAGAGAGAACCGAAAGCAGCAACAAAUGUGAACAAUGAACGUAAAAGAACCGAAUGUGAACAAUAACACUAGUUGAAUAGAAGGGACAAGUAAAUUAAAACAAAUGAACAUCAUCUCACACACCCGUUCGCUAAUUCUAUACCAAGGACUGUAGGGAAUACGUAAGACCAGGAAUACGUGAUAAGUUUACAUUUUUGUUAUACAUUUUCUAUAACAAGGCAACCGCGCAGUCCGAAGUUUGUCGGAGCUGUUUUAAAAUAUUAAUUUUCCCCGAUUCCCUGCUCAAACACAAAAGUCGAACUUCAGCCACUUUGCUUUUGUGUUUUACUUUAUUUCAGUUCCGCCAAACGGAAGCACUAACUUGUUGUUUUUCUAGUUUAUAUGUUUUUUAUCGCCCAAACAAACCCAAAUGUUGAACGAGCCACUUUUGCUACCACCAUGUACUUCGUCUAUCUAUUUACUUUAAUAUCUAAUGAGUUACAAUGUAUUGUGCAUUUGUAUUUCUGUUUGUCAGAGAGAGAUAGAGAGAGAGUGAGA
Molecule: messenger RNA, 2812 nt
Organism: Anopheles bellator
Lineage: Eukaryota; Metazoa; Arthropoda; Insecta; Diptera; Culicidae
Gene: CkIIbeta
Product: casein kinase II subunit beta
Exons: 7
Coding region: 84-749 (221 amino acids)
Cellular component (GO): protein kinase CK2 complex; cytoplasm
Molecular function (GO): protein kinase regulator activity
Source: RefSeq, a predicted model, not a curated record